GAUUCGGGUGAGGUGAGUUCCAAGUAUAAUGGCCAUCAGUGGGUGGUCGUUGCCUCGAUCCGCUGGAGCUGCCACGUCCGCGACCACGGCCCCGGUUUCCACCGCCCCGUCCGUGACCUCGUCCAUAGCCGCUACGCUGUCCCGAGGAGCCUUCGCCAUAGCCGCUGCCAAAACUGCCCUGCUGCCCGCCAGUGUAGCCGCUGCCCUGCGGCGUGGGGUUGCUGCCGUAGCCCCCUGGGUGGGAAGAACUGCCCGAUCGUGCAACGAGGGCCGUAGAGCCGUGGUUGUCCAGCGGGGAGCGUUGCCGUUCCAAGAGAAGCAGAGCCGAUCGGGCUUGAAGGAAUGUGGGUAGCGGAUCUUGAAACUAGAGGAACGAAGUUUGAGCCUGAAGAUCCUCCGGCAGUCCGCAUAGCAUCUGAAGAACAAGCUGGUUUUGUGAUACCGGCGCAUCAACAUCGUCCAACCAAUCGGCGAUGUUGAAGAGAUUUUGACAAUAAGUAGCCAUUGGGGUG
Cuscuta campestris is the source of this 512-nucleotide messenger RNA. Lineage: Eukaryota; Viridiplantae; Streptophyta; Magnoliopsida; Solanales; Convolvulaceae. The record is from the annotation of a GenBank genome assembly.